Messenger RNA from Musca vetustissima, 2164 nucleotides. RefSeq names its product protein real-time (gene retm). NCBI's taxonomy places the organism in Eukaryota, Metazoa, Arthropoda, Insecta, Diptera, Muscidae. The transcript has 8 exons. Gene Ontology annotation, cellular component: cytoplasm. Bases 11 to 2146 code for a protein of 711 amino acids. The record is from RefSeq and is a predicted model, not a curated record.
CCCCGGCAAGAUGGUGCAGAAAUAUCAAUCACCCGUCAGGGUAUAUAAAUACCCAUUCGAAUUGGUUAUGAAGGCCUAUGAAAAACGUUUUCCCAAAUGUCCACAAAUGCCCAUUGUGCUGGACUGUGAAAUUACCAAAGACGAGAUAUUGGAAAAUGGCGCCCAACGUAAAACCAGUCGUCGCUGCAAACUAGCCGUCGAUGCUCCCUACAUUUUUAAGAAACUAAUCGGUGUCGAACAUGUCUAUUUUAUACAACACAAUUACCUCGAUUUAGCCAAUCGGACCCUCAACAUUGAAGCAGUGAAUGAAAGUUUUUCCUCACGCAUCGAAAUCUUCGAACGUUGCCGUUACUAUGCCCAUCCCGACAAUCCCGAUUGGACAUGUUUUGAUCAGACAGCAACAUUGGAUAUUAAAAAUUUCUUCGGUUUCGAACAUUCCAUGGAGAAGAUGGGUAUGAAACAGUAUACCCAGACCACCCUGAAGGGUAAAGAGAUUAUUGAAUAUUUUAUCAAUGAAUUGAAAGAGGAGGGUAUAACGGAAGUGCCACGUUGGCAACCGCCCGCCGAUGCGGAAAUAUCACCAAACUUGCAUGUGGUCGGAGAUGAUAGUGAAGAAUCGGAUACGGUGUACGAAGUGAAUGGUGGUGAGAAACGACCCUCAACGCAUGACAUUCUCUUGGAUGGUGACUUUAUUGCCAAACAUUUGGGCCAGUUGACACCCAUGCAGGAAUCGAAGUUAUUGGAGCUGCGCAAACUUUUAGACAGCCAAGAGGAUGUGGAAAAAAUGCCAGAUUAUCAGACAAUUUUGAGAUUUCUCCGAGCCCGGGAUUGGCAUGUUAGCCAGGCCUUGACCAUGCUUAAGGAUUCCCUUAAGUGGCGCAAGGAGCAGGACAUCGAUAGCCUGCUAACGGAAUAUAAAACACCCACAGUCGUGUCAGAUCAUUUCCCUGGGGGUUGGCAUCAUCAUGAUAAGGACGGCAGGCCGAUUUAUAUUUUACGCUUGGGCCACAUGGAUGUAAAGGGGCUAUUGAAAUCCAUUGGCACGGAGGGUUUCCUGAAAUUGGCCUUACACAUUUGCGAGGAGGGCAUUAAAAAGAUCUUGGAAUCAGCAGAAAAUCUUGGUAAACCCGUCUUGGAUUGGUGCCUCCUUGUGGACUUGGAGGGUUUGUCUAUGCGUCAUCUGUGGCGUCCCGGUGUCAAGGCCUUGCUGAAUAUCAUCGAAAAUGUUGAGCGCAAUUAUCCCGAAACAAUGGGUCGGGUUUUGGUGGUAAGGGCCCCAAGAGUAUUCCCGAUUGCCUGGACCAUUGUGUCGGCAUUUAUAGACGAAAACACCCGCUCAAAAUUCUUAUUCUAUGGCAUUAGUGAUGAUGAACACACCAAGGAAAGUCUGGAGCAAUAUAUCGAUGCUGAAAUUGUACCCGAUUUCUUGGGUGGUCCUUGUAAGCCAUCAGUGGCUGCAUUAUCGUAUGUGGAUCAAAUAACUCCUUACUAUUUUAAUCAUUGCUAUUUAGCUAGUUGCGAUUGUACCCUCAUCCAUGAAGGUAGUUUAGUGCCGAAAAAUCUCUACAAAAUGAAUUCACUUGAGGAGGCUGAUGAUGCCCUGCUGGAUAGUCCUCAUCACAAUGACUCCAAAACGUUAGCUGCUGCCGCUGGUAGUGGUGCAGGCGGCUUGGCCCAACAGAAUCAUCAUCAUAAUGUCUAUAAGACUGUGGAGCUGCGUACCGGUUACUCGCAUGAGGUCAUAAUACGCAACUCAGAUCCAAAAAGUGUUUUGACAUGGGAUUUCGAUGUACUGCGCAGUGAUUUGCAUUUUACACUGUUCCGGGUAACCAAGGAUUUGCCGGAGAAACAUGAUUUGGCAGUCUCCUUUUUCGAUAUGAGUGAUUUUACCGAGGGUGUUAACUAUUUCAAGGAGGAACCCACUCUGGUGUGUCACAACAAGGAGAGUGUGCAGGGUUCCCAUGUCAUGAAUCACAAGGACAAUUAUGUGAUGCAUUGGUUUAGCCCCUCGUGUAGCAGCGAGGGUCCUACCCAGCUCAAUUACUUUUACGAGGUGUUAAGUUCGGCCAAUUACAAGGGCUCUAUGACAAGUUUACAAUCGGCUUUCUCGUCAAAUUCAGCAUCCAGUUCAUGUCAAAGUCGAUGAUAUGAGGCUAACCCUAAA